AAGAGAGCUGACAGCAGAGCAGAAACACAAACAGAGGACUAUUAUCACUAAAUUGUCCCCAUUUUACUUUAUAUUUAAUUAAAUAUAUACAAUAUUCUAUUUAUUCCCAGCCAUGGAGUUGUCAGAAAUACUGUACAACAAAGCGGAGUACAUUGAGACGGCUUCUGGUAACAAAGUGAGCAGACAGUCAGUGCUGUGUGGGAGUCAAAACAUCGUACUCAAUGGCAAAACUAUAGUAAUGAAUGACUGCAUCAUCCGAGGGGACCUGGCUAAUGUCAGGGUGGGCAGACACUGUGUGGUGAAGAGCCGCAGUGUAAUCCGACCACCUUUCAAAAAGUUCAGCAAAGGAGUGGCUUUCUUCCCGCUGCACAUCGGAGACCACGUCUUCAUCGAGGAGGACUGUGUGGUCAACGCAGCGCAGAUCGGUUCCUACGUCCACAUUGGGAAGAACUGUGUCAUAGUAACUCAGAAGGGAACUACAGGCCUCAGAUCCUUUCACCUUGUGUUUAUCCACCAUAUCUUUACCUGUGUCCAUCUUUCUCUCUCAGGUCUGUUUUCAGGAGAGCUCCCAGAGUGCACACAGGACCUGAUGAUCGAUGUAACCAAGAGCUACUACCAGAAGUUCCUGCCUCUCAGUCAGAUCUGAGUCCUGCCCCAAAAACCGUCAGCAGGAUCCAGACCCUUUCCAGAUGCCAGUGUCAGGUCAGGGUGGGGGUCUCUCAUCACAAAUGGACUCUGAGAGCUCACCUUCUAUUCCUCCACCUCCCAAAAGACCCUACGUUUAUCUGCUAUUCACAAACACUUGGUCCUGUAUAAAAACCCAUAUGUUUGAGAAUGAGAAAAGCACAUCUGAUAUAGCUGCAAGAGGUAGUAUGCAGCUCCAACAUUGAAAAGUCUUUACAAAUACAGAAAUUGUAUAAGGUGUUGUCAUUUAACUACCCACAGCAAAGCAGUAUAAGAUGCUUUCAAAGGGCACAAAUAAAGACCCUACAGGCACUAGUAAUUUUUCCGGAUGAAUAAUGUUCAUGUUUUCUGCUUAAUGUGAUGUGGAGAAACUCAAGGAUCUCUGCGUAGCUGCAGAUAAUCACAUUCUUCCAUCUAUGACAGCAGCUGUGGGUGAAGAUGAGGAGGUGGAGGAGCUAUGAAAGGAAGGAGGUGCCUGUAUGACACCCAUGGACCAAAACACUAGCAACAACAGUGAUGUUUAAGGAUGUUGGCAUUUAAACAAGCCACAUUUAAAUACACACUGGUAUCAGCGCUUUUCGAAGGCUAUUCGUUGUUUUACUCAUUUUAUUUCUAAUUUGAAGAACUUCUUUGCAUUCUCCUUCACUGGCCUAUGUUUUGUUUUUAUUUAAUAAUGUGUCUUUUAUGUCUUUACUUUUCAAAUGAUAAACUGCAGUGUGUUCAUUUUAAUUUGUUGAUUUGUGCAGGACAGCCCCCUGUUCUUUGCCUUUGUUGAACUCUGUCACUAUACAGUAGCCAACAUCUAAAAUAGUGCAGCAAUCAAAUAAAUACAAAUGCUUGAAAAUCUGCCUCACAUGGACUCAGCUCUGCCUGCUUUAAAAACUAUUAACCACUUGUUUCCCUCCAGCAAAUGUUUUAAUCUGUGAUUCCUAAUAUAGGCCACAGGGCUUUAUAUCUUGUAUUCUAUUAGAUGUUAUGACAUCUUUGUAAGGUACUUGGUGGUGCAAUGUUUUAUUUGUAGUGUGCACGCGCUUGGACACAAUUUGGUUACAUCGUCAAUUUGGUUGUAAUUCGCAACCAAGCAUAACAGCAUGCCAACGAAGGAUAGGAAGAAUCGACUAAACAAGUAAUUAUUACAUAUUUAAACUUCAAUAAUGGGCUUUAUGUUUCAUGUUGAAAGAAAUGCAUUCAACACGUUUUUUAAAACCUCAAGGAUACGGGGAUUAGGAAAGAAAACAUGUUAACAUGUUUUAUUUAUAUGAAAAAUGCUCAUUGCAACUUUAAGCUAAUUCAUCUUUAAAGCAGCGUUUGUGUUUUAAACAACAUUUACGACAUUACGUUCGUGUUUUUUCCCUCACAAAAGCUGUAUGAUUAUAUGAGGUAAAACAAACGUGUGGGAUAUAUUUCCUUCCCUUAAAAUGUUUGCAAAGUUGUUAGCAUCCAUGUUUUAUUACUAGCUUAUUCUUCCUCUUCUUCUUACGGGAUUUGUUUGCACACUGCUGUGGGUUGUGGCGCGUUACUGCCACCUGUUGGGCGAGAGGUAUACUGUAAAACCCAGAUACAGUUUAUACAGGCUGUGGUUAAACCAAGUAGUACUAUUUAUUUCUUUAAGCAUUGGCUGGACAGUUUAUAAAGUCACCUGUUUGUAUGUACGUUUCGCAGGAGACAAACACUCCAUGGACCCCCGUGGUUUAAACAUGAUAUCAUAUAUCUACUAGAGUUUGAAAACUCCAUAAGGAGACUAUAAAAUAGUAGAAAAGAUUAGGAUUAGAAUUCGACUCAGCAGUAUUCAUUUGCAUUUAAGUAAUAAGUGUCACUGUUAAAGAUAGUUGCUACUGUUACAACCUUCCUUAAGGCUGGAAACAAAUAGGGAGGCCACACAGAGUUAAAUGCCAAACUAUCAGAACAGGGUCACGCACACUUUGCAGGCCUGUGGGUCCCCAUCACAUACCCAUGGCCAUGACAUGUGGAAAAGUGACUUUUUCCCCCAAUGCUGUUCUUUGGCAUCCUCUUGUGGAUUAAAGCUGUGCCAAGAUACGUGUAAUUUAUGUGAGCCUUCAAUAACUCAGUCCAGAGAAGAAGGCACAACUAACUAAGGAACAACCACUCCCGAAAAAUACAUUUGAAAUACUAUAGUGACUGUCAUUUCAUUUCUUUUUAACACAUAAGGCUCCUCUAACUACCAAACAGAUCACUAUUUCUUGCUUGUGCGUCAUCUCUUGUGAAAUGCAAACUAUUCUAUAAGUGCUUACUGCUGCUCAUUUGCAUGUCAGGUCUAAAUGCAACCAGAUCUAUCCGCUCUAUAGGGGGAACCUCUGGUGCAAGUUUUUGAGUUCUCAAAAUAUACAUGCUAAGUGUGUUAAAAUGAAGAGUAAAAAUAAGCUUCCUUACUUGGUCUAAAAAGGUUUGCUUUAUGCAUUUACAAUACACUUUGAUGACAUGCCACUCGCCCUUUAUUUUCCAUAAGCUCAAGAGGGGCAAUUGAACAAAUAAAACACUUCUGUACGAACCCUUAAUUAACAUUAUAUUACAAUACAUUUAGCUGACGCUUUUAUCCAAAGCAACUUACAAUAAGUGCAAUUAAAUAUUAAGCAAAUUAAACAAACAAAAGUAACAUUUACUUUUCUUUAAUGAAACAGACAAUCGAUUUGCAACUCAAUGGUUUUAUUUAUUUUACAAUGUGAACCACAUAUAUCAUACCAACAAUUAAAUGUUAAGUAUAUAGAUUAGCCAUUUAUUACUUUUUAAACAAAUAAGUAUCAAGAAACAGCUGAUAAUAGCGUUGGCUCCAGAGACACGUGGCAUGACUCAGUCUUUUUGAGAACAAUGUCGAUGAAGGCCGGUGAUUGGCUCGGCAGAAGAAAAGAAAAACACUAAGUGCACCCCCCCUACCCCCCCAUUAUAACCCAGCUAAUCAAUGCAGGUUCAACAGGGGGAUUAGAAAGAUGGCAGCGUCCUGCCAACUCUCUUUAGUCAAGCUUUUUGAGGGGGGGGGGGAACUGUCUGCAGCCACUUCACGUCUUCCCUUUGUUGUCAUGCAACAGAAACACUGGGGAGGAUAACCACUCAUUUGUAACAUCACGCACCAUUUGGUUUCAGUCGAUGUGGCGUGCUAGACGCAAAAACAGUGCCCGGAGAAAGAUAGAGCAACUCAAAUAUUCAAAAUGCAUUCCUCUGAUUUAAUUAAGAGCGUGUUGACAGGUCGGUUCAUAGGAUUUACAUAAUCUCCGUACACUGCCAUUGGCUGUCUUUAAGGGCCGAAGUUCCUAUUGAAUAAACAUUGAUCCUUCCUAUUGUCACAUUAUUAACGAGCCUUGUGCUAGCUGAAGCUAACAAGGACAUACUGUUUAGAAAGACGUAAAGCAUGAAUUCUCACCAUGAAUGACUUUUCCUGUAACCAACUCAAAACUCCAUUUGAAAUCAGUCCAACUCAGUGGUUUCCUUUGUAUGCCAGAAUAAAGUCUUUGACAGAAGCAACACAUCUCAGCCUUUUCUUUUCCACCAACAAGCCAGAUAUGAUGUAUGAAUAUAAAAGCCAACCUAUAACGUAAAAGAAAAUUUUAAUCUGUGACCAAACUGUAACAGAAGUUAAAAACUGGCAUGCUUUAUACAACUAAAGAAAACCCACUUUUCCAGGUCGUACAAAUAGAAGGGGAGUGAACGAAAAGGAGGACGAGGAGAAGGAAACAGUGACGUCUCAUUGGUUCAGCUACAGCGGGUUUACAGGUCAAGUUUAAGCCAACAUUUACUCUAUUGCUAAUAUGGCAGGGCAUCACUGGGGAUAUUUCUAUUCGAUAACUCAAGACUUUUAAUGAUUUCAACUUUGUUAGCAUUAUAUGCUAAAGGAGACCAAUAAAAAAAAAAAAAACAUGAUAUACUCCAAGUAUCUUUCAAUAUAAAUCAUAAAAAAUUCAAUGCAGUUCUUUCUACUUGAACUGUGAAUAUACUCAAAUUUCGGACUCAUGCGGUAUCAGCGUCUCCGACUCUUCACCGUUACAAAAUGAUUGAAGGCAACAACAAUUUGAAUUAAACCAUCGAGGAUAUUCAUCAUCCUGUAAAAAAAAAAAAAAAAGCCUCCACGUCGUAUUAAUGCACACGGCCCUUGUACAAAAAA
This is a messenger RNA of Notothenia coriiceps (black rockcod), 4798 nucleotides long. It is a transcript of the gene dctn5, whose product is annotated as dynactin 5. Bases 113 to 646 code for a protein of 177 amino acids. NCBI's taxonomy places the organism in Eukaryota, Metazoa, Chordata, Actinopteri, Perciformes, Nototheniidae. Gene Ontology annotation, cellular component: dynactin complex. The transcript is spliced from 6 exons. The record is from RefSeq and is a predicted model, not a curated record.